Molecule: messenger RNA, 1878 nt
Organism: Portunus trituberculatus (swimming crab)
Lineage: Eukaryota; Metazoa; Arthropoda; Malacostraca; Decapoda; Portunidae
Exons: 3
Coding region: 1-1878 (625 amino acids)
Molecular function (GO): nucleic acid binding; zinc ion binding
Source: RefSeq, a predicted model, not a curated record
AUGGAGAAGUUCCUUCGGCCUGAGAGCACAUUCACCAACUUCCUGCAAUCCAUCGAGCAACCGUCUGAUACUACUAAGUUCCGGCUCCUCAUCAACUAUGUGUCUCCCUCAGUGUACUCCUACAUCGCGGAUUGCAAGACCUACGACGAAGCUAUCAAGACUCUACAAGCUGUAUUUGUAAAACCUACUAGUGAAGUGUUUGUUCGUCAUCAGUUGGCCACCAGGAAACAGGGUAGUGAAUCCACAGACCAGUAUGUGCUAGCACUCAAGCUAAUGGCCAAAGACUGUGCGUUUAAGGCCGUUACUGCCGAAAAGUAUGCUGAAGAGGCCGUGCGUGACUCAUUUAUCUCUGGUCUCUCCUCUUCUGUCAUUCGUCAGCGGCUGUUAGAAAAGCUGUCCCUCACCCUUGAAGAAGCCGUUCAACAAGCUCGCAGCUUGGAACUGGCACAACACAACGCUGAUAAGUAUGCCUCUCUCUCUUCCUCCGACUGUCAUUCCACGGCUGUAGCUGUUACCGACCCUCGAGUGUUUAAUGAUAGUGAGGAAGUUACGGCUUCAGCUAAAACCACUGCUGCUACGAAAAAUUGUUUCUAUUGUGGGCGCUCCCUACAUCCUCGCUACACUUGUCCUGCUCGCAACGCUACUUGCCACAAGUGUGGGAGGAAAGGCCACUAUGCUAGUGUUUGCCAGGUUGGAGCGGGGCGGAACAGGCCUGGUACUUCCGCGGCGAUUGUGUUGUACAUGACUACGAGUGCUGCUUCGACUUCACCCCUUCGCUGUGCGACGGCACCUGCUGACAUCAAUGAGGUACGAGUUGAAGCACUGGUUGAUAAUGGUAGUACUUCGAGCUUCAUUAAUCCUAAAGUUGCUUCACGCUUAAGCCUCACCACUACCUCUUCCAAGGACACUAUUUCCAUGGCCUCUUCUCCCCUCGCUGCUGUCACUGAAGGUCAUUGUUUUGUGAAUAUCAAAGUAAUGGAAAAAGAUUUCACGAAACUGCACAAGUCUGUGGAAUUUACUCUUCUGGGAUCACGGCCUAAACUUACGAUCUGUGGGAUCACAAAAAUGAACCUCCGUGCUCCUAGUCUUUUUCCCAAUCUAACCAGUGAUUGCAGACCCGUAGCCACUCCAACACGUCGCCAUUCCAGCACUGACUCUACCUUUAUCCGAAUACCCUUUGGUCUGACGAAUGCCGUGUCUGCUUAUCAGCGCACCAUCAACACGUUGAUAUCUGAUAAUCGGCUGACUGACACCUUUGCUUACAUCGACGACCUCAUUAUAGGAGGAAUGAACCAAGAGGACCAUGACGAGAACCUGAGGCGCUUCGAAGCAGUUGCUGAGAAAUACAAUUUAACCCUCAACAAAGAUAAGUGUGAGUACCGCUUGCCAGAAAUAAAGUACUUAGGAUAUUUAAUAUCUAACGGUACUCUAAGACCUGACCCAGAACGCUUGCAACCCUUAAGAGAUUUACCAGUGCCUACGGAUUCCUCCUCUCUUAGAAGAACUCUUGGACUCCUUUCUUACUAUUCUCAGUGGAUCCCUAACUACUCUAACAGAAUUACUCCUCUUCUCAUCGUUAAGACUUUUCCUCUCGACAGUGUUGCCUGCCAGUGUUUGCAUGACCUCAAGGAAGAUGUCUGCCGUGCUUCGGUCGCUGCUCUGGAUGAAAACGUCCCUAUGGAGAUAGAAAGUGAUGCCUCGGCCACCUCGUUAGCUGCCACACUAUCCCAGCAAGGUAGGCCUGUUGCCUUCUUUUCAAGAAAACUUUCACCUUCUGAACAAAGACAGCCUACUGUGGAAAGGGAAGCAGCGGCCAUCAUAGAAGCCAUCCGGAAGUGGAGACUUUUUGAUAGGAAGGGAAUUCAAGAUAAUAACUGA